CACAGCAUCUUCACAGCUUCACGACUGGACUGUUUCGGAAAAACUACGCUUUUCACGUUCAAUAUGGGGAAAGUUGAAGGCGGAAUGAAAUGCGUGAAAUAUCUACUCUUUAUUUUCAACUUUACGUUCUGGCUGAUGGGCUCAUUGGUGUUGGCCGUAGGACUCUGGCUGAGAUUUGAUCCAAAUACUGUGUGUCUGUUGGGAAAGGGUGGACCAGAGACCUUCUUCAUUGGUGUCUAUAUCCUCAUUGCAGCUGGGGGGCUGGUGAUGCUGGUGGGCUUCUUUGGAUGUUGCGGUGCCGUGAGGGAGUCUCAGUGCCUUCUGGGAUUGUUUUUUGCUUGUCUGCUUGCCAUCUUCGGAGCAGAAGUUGCAGCAGGCGUGUUCGGCUUCCUAAAUAAAGAUGAGAUAAUUGAGGAAGUAAAGACUUACUACGACAAUUCUGCAAAAGACUACAACAAUACAACCAUCCAGUCCUACUACAGAACUUUAAACUGUUGCGGUUCGACCUCAGUAAGCCCCAGUUUGUGUCAAGACAUCACAACAAACAAGACAGUGAAGUGUGACGUGGCCAUCGAGGAGUUUUUCAACAGUAAACUCUUCAUCGUUGGAUAUGUAGGGAUUGGAGUUGCCGGAGUCAUGAUUAUUGGCAUGAUCUUCAGUAUGGUGCUGUGCUGUGCGAUCCGGAACAGUAGGGAAGUGAUCUAGCACCUCACCUGGACUUGACCUUUCACCUUUGACAAUUAAGCCGGACUUUCACAUCUACAUUCCGACGUUCAAUUGUUCCUCUUCCACCCCAUAAACUCAGGAGCAAAAAACAUAUCUACUUUGAUAUUUCAGUUCACCACCCGAUGGUUAGUCCAGCUUCUAUUACAUUUACUUAAUCACAUUGCUGGAUUGUAUUUAUUUAUGCCUGCUGGUUAGGUGCAUAUUCCAAACCCAACAAAAAUAAGAUGAGCCAUUCUGUUUUUAUGAGAUAUCUUUCACAUAAUCCAAAUGUAGAUGUGGAUUUAAAUGUAAGAGCCCUCCGAUCAACUCUCCCUCCGAACUAAGAGCUUUGCAUGGAUCUACUGCUAUUCCUGGCAGUUGCUGCGUGCCAUCACAUGUCAGAUAAAAAUAUUAUGUAAUGUGAAGCUUGGGGUACUGUGGCAUGCCUAUGGCCAGUGGGUUUGAUGGUAAAAACACACCUCUUACCCAGAGAAAUGUUUAUACACAAGCAUGGUCUUCAAACCCAAAAACAUGCACUCACGUAUUUGUGAUUUAGAAAAUUUGAUUUAGAAAACAUUUCAUCCAGUUUUGUUCACCUCAUAUUCUGUUAAUCUUACAUCAAAAGUUCCUCUGUUUAGCAUAAGUCUCACACUUACAUCUUACCGACGUCAUGACAUGAUCAGGUUUCUGUUGUAGAGUUAUCUGCAACCCCCCACUGAUAAUGGUACAUCAUGCUAUUCUUGGGCUUCAUGAGGCAAAUCUUCUUCUUCACAUGUGGAUCUAACAUGUGGUGUAGAGUUGCCUGGUUAUUUUACGUCUAUAACUAAGUAAAGACUCUAGACUAAGCACAGCGGCACACUGUGAAAACGAAAGGACAGUAAACAAAACAAAUCAUGAAUAUAUGAAAUCAUUAAACAUGAUUAUAAAGCGUCUGGACAAUAAACGUUUGAUUCAUUAUACAAUUGAUUCAUACAAUUUCAAGCAGUGUUUUGCAGUGUGACAUGCUUUAAAUAAUUAAACAAAAAUGUAUUUGUAACUAUUUACAACUGAGUUCAUAUUAAGGCUGAAAGUGUGCAUUAUUUUAUUAAUUGUAAUAGCAAAAUCAGCCAUGGUUGAUGUCUCUAGAUACUUAAAUGUGCUGAUAGCGCCACAGUGUUCAGUUUGUGUACAAAUCAAUCAGCUUAUUUAUUGUUGUCUCAUAUAUUUACGCUGCAAUCUGUAAUUUAUUUUGGUUAAAAACAUAGACUGUAAAAAAAGUCUGACGACGCUUUCUUCCAUUGUAAUGAUGACAGGCGCUGACAUGUGACGUAAAAACAUCAGUUAGGAGCCUGCGCAGAAGAAAUCGUCAGUGGAGCCCGUUAGCAGAGCCGCGGUAUCAAACUUCCGCCCAAACACUCUGCAUGCCCUGUCAACCACGCCCCCUGAACUUCUCAUUUGACUGCCCUUUACCGAAGACUUGCUAAAAUAAGAUAAAUACAACAACUAACGACUUUUUGUUGGAAACCGACAAUUAAUAGUUUGUAAUAUCUUCAAUCUCCUCUCGAAGCUCUCAAAGUCCGAAGCUGUCAAUCACAACUGUCAUUCAUAGGGACACGCCCUGUUUUUAUAGCAUCAAAUUACUAGCUUAAAUCAAACUUUUCAUAAACGCAAACAAUUGAACAUAGAUCAGCGUGAUAACAGCUACCAUACAUGACCAACCCUCUUUUGGAAACUUUUAUUUGAAGUUAAAAAAUUUUUUUGACUCAAGUCCUUUUUGUUUACAUGCAGAGGCGGUUUUUAAGAGCUGAACUGAAUCCAGCCACUAGAGGGCGAUGAAAGAGCUCGCUGCUUCACUUUUCACAAUGUGUGAGGCACACGCAGUUAAAAAAAUUACAAAAAUUAGUUGAGAAUAAAAUGGCGGUGUUUAAAAGUGUCUCCUUACUCCAAUUCACUAUGGUAAGCUUACAAUAAUAAUUUAUUAUUUGAGCUGUUGGGUACUAUUUUGCGGGAAACGUCAGAAGUCAUUUGAUUUCAAUCCUAGUUACCUGUCAUUUCAAUUUUUUAACAAAGAUGACGAUAUAGCAGCAAAAGUUACAAAUUGCAGCUUUAAAUAUACGUAUUUUAACAUAAAAAUGCACACUUCAGCUUUAAUUGAGAGACUACAUGGAUACACAUUUGGACUUGUUUAUCAAUAUAAUGUAUUUGUCACACUGCAGGGCUGUUCAAAUAAAGCAAAACACCUGAAAGAUAAUUUUAUUUGUGGAAAAAUUGUGAAAUGGUAAUUUCUAAGUUAUGAUCAAACUUUAUUGAAUUGAAAUUGACUUGGUUUAGUCCUAAAUACUUAAGUCGUUUCAUGAAAAAUAUUGUGUACAUAUCUGUUCUCGUUCGUCUAGUUAUCAUAAGGAUUUGUUUUGUGCUGUUUAUUUGUAUAGAGGUAGCUUUGGCCAGUGUACAGUGAACUUUGUUUCAUUAUAGUUUGAAUUUUUUAUAUUAAGGUGCUUUUUUUAUUUAUCCGAAAAGACAUCUUAAUAUUUUUUUGAAAGAUGCGUCUCAAGAUGUGUUCUGGAAAGGGAUUCUGUUAAAUUAUUUUUUCUCAUUGUUAAUUUAUAACGCAUGGGCAGCCGUUGGUUGGUCAGAUAUUUCUGCUGGUGCAUCACUGCUGAAGGUCGAGUUAAAGUGGCAUUAGAGUAGAAAUGGUAGUUUAACAAACAGUAACACACAACAUACACAAUGUUACUGUAGAUCUGUAUUGUUUUAUCAACCCAGUUAAAGGGAUACUUCACCCAAAAUGAAAAUUCUGUGACAUUAACACCUUGGAGUUGGUCCAAAUCUGUAAAAUUGUCUUUGUUCUGAUGAACACAGAAAAAAUGUUUGGAAGAAUGCUUAUAAUGCUUAUAGUUUAGCUAUUAUAAGCGGACAGAUUUUUUGGGGUGAAGUUUACCUUUAAACUGCGAUUGUUCGAAACAUGUAAAAAUGCAUGAAACAUGUAGUGUAACUUUUCUUUAGGGGCUUUGUGUGUUAUUCCUACAAUUUGUUUAAACAAUGUAGAGAUGUUUUGUACUGUAAACAUAAAAAAACAGUUUUGGGACAUUUUUUUAUGGUGGUGUUCACAUAUUAUGUGUUUAAUUUAUUUUUUAAAGAAGUGAGUUGAGUCAAAACAGCAUUCAGGUUUCUCAGGAACAUUGCUGCACGAAAAAAACUAAUAAACUACUUUGAAGUUUC
Molecule: messenger RNA, 3906 nt
Organism: Triplophysa dalaica
Lineage: Eukaryota; Metazoa; Chordata; Actinopteri; Cypriniformes; Nemacheilidae
Gene: tspan2b
Product: tetraspanin 2b
Exons: 8
Coding region: 64-705 (213 amino acids)
Cellular component (GO): membrane
Source: RefSeq, a predicted model, not a curated record